UUUAAAGGUCUUGCCAGCAUCUCUUUAUUAAUAUAGAGACAUUAUUGUUCACACAAACGGAAAAAAUAGUAAUGGUAGAAUACCCCCGCCCCCAAAAUGACUGACUUUGAGCGCUUCAGAGGGAGCUGAACACUUAAUCACGAGUCACAAGUCCAGAGUCACACUUAAAAGUACAAGUAGUUCACAAGUGUUGAAUGGUGGCUGAAGAGUUUGUGUGCGUAAAGAAGAUAGAUAUAUGUAUAUCAUAUAUUUAUGUAUUUCUUUAGUUUAUAUCAAUGUUUUUUUUUUCUUUUAUACCAGGAACUAUCCAGCUCCUGCACCCUGGCUAACACAGUGCGGCUCUCUGCAUUGAGCAUCAAGAAACAAGCGCGUACCCCGAGAUAAAGCCUCCAAAGGGUUUCGUGUAAGAUGCCCAACAUUGGCUCUGAGAGAUGGAGUCGUGGCUGACAAGGUGUAAUAAACACAUAAUGAACAAAAUGUGAAAAGUUACAAUAAAUUCCCCAACGAAGCAGUAGCUCCCUGAUUCUGAAACAUGGCCCUCAGACAGACUGAAUAGUUGAUAUUCUCUCCCUGAUUUCUCUCAGAAUAUAAAAUGCGGUCAUUUUUUUUCGUCUGGCACACGUUCUGCAUUUUGGACGACACCAUGUCCAUGCAUUUGGUUGAAAAUGACAAAGAAUACAAAAAGAAAUACAGCAGUGUGAAGAAUGAGAGAGAGGUGGGGGUGGAGGGUGAAGGACGCGCCGUCUGGAAGCUGAUUGGCCACUUGACGGGCGCUGUUGAUUCAGGCGUCCACCGCGCAAGAAGAUAAGAUAAAGGCCAUAUAAAAUACAGAGAUGCGCAUCCAUCCCUCACUGUCAGCUGCACCUAUACACUGUCUGCUGCCUCCAGCUACACGACUGGCUGUCUCUCCAUCCGAGCAUCACCUGUCAAGAUGUCUCCUAAAACACAGUGCGUCCCCGGUGACCUGCGCACAUCCACCGACGCACUGACGCUCAGCAGGUUUUCUGUUCGCCACCAGGUGAAUGAAGCCGGCGGCUCAAGUGAAACUUUGCCCAGAAAACCGUUGUCUGUAAUCGGAGGGGAGGCCUCCUCGGCGAAGAAUCUAAAGCCCAGAGGCAGGUGUGAGAGGUCAGGACAGCGGGGCAGGCGCAGAAUGAAGGCCAACGACAGGGAGCGCCACCGGAUGCACAACCUGAACUCCGCUCUGGACGCGCUGAGGAGCAUCCUGCCCACACUGCCCGACGACACCAAGCUGACCAAGAUCGAAACUCUGCGCUUUGCCCACAACUACAUCUGGGCUCUGACCGAGACUCUGCGCAUGGCCGACCUGCACGGACACAGGCCGGAGCAGCUGCAGGCGGGGUCAGACCUGAGCAGCCCGGCGAGUGUGUCGUCUGCGGAGUGGGACUCAUCCGCAUCACCCGCAGGGGCUGCUGGCUGUGUGACGUCAGCUGACUAUGAGCCAAGAAACUGUUUCACAUCGGGAGAAAUAUCCAGCGUCAUACCUGUCAGCGUGUAUCUCAGGUCAUUCUGCAGUGGGAAUGGUCUCAGAGACACUUGGCACUGUUGACUUUCCACCUUCCAACGAGGAGUCCUUAAAGGGUAACUCCACCGAGUUUACACAUUCAAGUGUGUGUACAGGUCUUGGGGAGUACUACUUCAUAUGUGAAAACAUACUGUAAAGCUUUCUGUGGCUCCAGAGGAAGCUGCAUGUAAUCUGAGACGGUGCCUCCAGUGAUGUCACCCAGCGGUUAUGUUUUGAAAAGCAGUCCACUGGUCUGGCGUUGCACUCCUUUGUAUUACUUUUUCAUAUGACUUAGUUCUCCAAGGGACCAGUAAACAUACUUAAAUGUGUAAAAUUGGUGGUUACUGUUUAAUGACUGCCCGUAUUGUGUUACUGCACUGCUCUCUAUGGGCUGAAAACAUUUACUAUAAGUAAACUGUAAGUGUCAUUCGAGGCCCUUUCUUAGUUUUAGAAUUUGAUUUCACGACAAUCAAAGUUUCACUAAAAGACCAUGAAGCACAAUCAGAUUAUUUUAAGCUAAAAUAUUUAUUUUGGAAAUGAUUCAUAUGUGUUUUUGAGCUGUUCUUGCUGCAUAAAAAGUAGUUCUAUUUAUUUAAUAAAACUGUAGAAAAAAGUCUUGUGGUGAAAAGUAGUCUGCCUUUCCAUUGUUUCCAUGAUCCAAACUGAACAUUUACAUUUACAAAGACAAA
Molecule: messenger RNA, 2214 nt
Organism: Acanthopagrus latus (yellowfin seabream)
Lineage: Eukaryota; Metazoa; Chordata; Actinopteri; Spariformes; Sparidae
Gene: neurog3
Product: neurogenin 3
Exons: 2
Coding region: 932-1570 (212 amino acids)
Molecular function (GO): protein dimerization activity
Source: RefSeq, a predicted model, not a curated record